GACAGUUUCGGAGGUUGUGGUGCUGGCUUCUCAAACCUGAGAGAUAUGGUCAAGUAUGCGAAAGCUUUGGUCGGAAAUCAACAUGGAAGCAGCGCUGAAGAUCUAUCCACAAUGGCUGGUAGUCCAACGAGCUCAAUUUCGGUUUCCAGUAUCAACUACCCUGAAGACCGCACGACGUUUGCUCGUUGGUUCCAGCGAAGUUCUGCAGAGAGUGGCUCAACAGCCUGUUCCGCUAGCCCGUGCACGGACAACACCUCUGGAUGCACCAAGACCUCUACUGGAAGUUGUACUUCCCUUUUUGGAAAAGGUGCAAACGCCAAUGCCUUUUCAGCCUUCAAGAAUGUCAUGUCCAUGGGUCAAGGUGCGUGGUGGAGAUUGAAUGCUCCUGAUUUCAGCAAUGUGUCGAAGACUAAGGGAGAGGAAAAUGUCGAAACCAGCAACGCAGAACCAAUCAUCUGUCAUCAAGGCGAUGUGGGUGGCGGAUCUACAUCGUUGAUGAUUCAUGGGACAAAGGCCGUCAUUGUGUUGAAUAACCGCAAUGCGCCACGCAUGGUGCCAGCACUGGCUAGGGAAUUGUUGAAAGAGUUGAACAACUACCAACAGGAAGAAACCACGAGAAAGGCACCGUGUGGCCUGCGCUGUCUAUUCUCAACAGAAGAAGGACAGGAAGUGGUGGUAGGUACAACAAAUGAGAGCAACGGCAAAGAACUACACGGGAAGAACAGCUAUCUUUACAACCAAACUAUUCGCAUCCCAUCAGCCAAGGACACGAUUGCGCAAAGCCUUACGGGGAAGUAUACUAUCGACAACGCUGAGAACCAUCAGACUGACAACCGCCAGACGGACAAAGACAACUGGUCUCAGGAAGCCUCACAAUCUACUUUGCAAGCCGAAGUCGCUUACUCCACUUGGUGGAAGACCAUGGUCGUCCGUUUUUCCGGUCUCGAGGGUAACUUCUGGAUUUGGGCUCGUUAUCUCUGGUUGCCGAUCUACACGACCCCAGCUGGUAUUGGGAUCGGAAGUGACAACUCCUCAGCUUCAGCUAGUGGAGAUGCAUCAAGAUACACGUUCUACCUACCAGUACCAACAUCCACAGCAACGGGUGUUUUAGACUUUAUUGAUGGAAAUAUAUUCUUUUCCCUCGCUGGGUUUGCAUGCAAACUUCAAAAGGAAUGAAACAAAGUACAAAGCAUUCAACACUGAAGAUGUUCUUGGUUUUUCAUGAUGUAAACACGUCCGGACUGAGAAACUACAGUGGAAUGAUCAACCCAUGAAUUGUAGCAUCAAGUCAACCAUUACCACUACCACUUUUAAGUAAGUACUUACGUACUUUUUUGGGGCGUGAAAUCUCCUGAGAAAUGUACGAGCAUACACACUCACGACGACCCAGCCUUAGACUCCACCUUCAGAGACUUUUUGCCACGACCCCCUCAAAAACCUACUGGCUCUCGUAGAGGCCGUCCCUUUUUACAAGAUGAAGAUCUUCAGAUUUGAAAUCGAGUUCCUCCAGCUGCGUACCAU
Amoebophrya sp. A25 is the source of this 1521-nucleotide messenger RNA. The record is from the annotation of a GenBank genome assembly. Lineage: Eukaryota; Dinophyceae; Syndiniales; Amoebophryaceae.